Penicillium canariense is the source of this 1644-nucleotide messenger RNA. RefSeq lists its product as uncharacterized. Gene Ontology annotation, biological process: transmembrane transport. The transcript is spliced from 7 exons. Gene Ontology annotation, molecular function: transmembrane transporter activity. Bases 1 to 1644 code for a protein of 547 amino acids. The record is from RefSeq and is a predicted model, not a curated record. Gene Ontology annotation, cellular component: membrane. NCBI's taxonomy places the organism in Eukaryota, Fungi, Ascomycota, Eurotiomycetes, Eurotiales, Aspergillaceae.
AUGGACAAUCUCGACAAAUCCACCUCGGCGGCUAUUUUGGGUGAAACCUUCCCAAAAGAGCGCACGAGAAGUUAUGGCACUCUGGAACCAAAUGGCGAAAAUUCCGAUACGAGUAAUCCAUUUUUGGACCCUGAUGUUGCAGAGUAUUGGCGGGAAGUAUACGAAAAGGCGCAAUAUGAAUGCCGGCAUGUGUUCGACCCUAAGCUUACGUGGUCACCGGAGGAAGAGAAGCGUUUGGUGCGCAAGCUUGACUGGCGAAUCUGUUUAUGGGCCUGUGUCAUGUUCUUUGCGCUUCAGGUCGAUCGAGGAAACCUUGUCCAGGCGGUUUCGGACACGUUUUUAGAGGAUUUGAAGCUGAAUACAAAUGAUUAUAACUAUGGCAAUAUUGUGUUUCGACUCUCAUUUCUUGUUGCAGAGCUACCAUCACAGCUAGUGUCAAAGAAAAUUGGGCCCGAUUGUUGGAUUCCUAUUCAAAUGGUGCUAUGGUCCGUGGUGGCUAUAUCGCAAUGCGCCCUGACGGAUCGAAAGACAUUUCUAAUUACACGGAGCUUGCUUGGUGUUUUAGAGGGUGGAUUUAUUCCAGAUAUCGUUCUAUGGCUCUCUUAUUUCUAUACUGCUCGAGAGCUUCCAAUUCGUCUAAGUUUCUUCUGGACAUCCCUCUCUGUGACGACAAUUGUCACAUCUCUCUUAGCCUUUGCAGUUUUCCAUCUUAAUGGAGCUCAGGGGUGGGAGGGCUGGCGGUGGCUUUUCCUUAUCGAAGGCUUGAUUACGCUAUCGAUUGGGCUGGCCUCAUUUUUCAUGAUGCCGGCAUCUGUAGUGCAAACCAAGACGUGGUUCAGGCCAAAUGGAUGGUUUACUGAUCGUGAAGUUGCGAUUGUGGCCAAUCGAGUCCUCCGUGAUGACCCUUCUAAGGGUGACAUGCAUAAUCGUCAAGCUGUCACCCCUCAAAGGCUCUGGAACGCAAUCAAGGACUACCAUAUGUGGCCGAUCUACUUGAUCGGAGUGGUUGCAUACAUCCCCCAAUCACCUCCGACUUCGUAUAUUACUCUUACUCUCCGGUCCCUUGGUUUCAACAAAUUCAACACGAAUUUGCUCACAAUCCCAGCGAAUGUGUUUCAUAUCGGGAAUUUGCUUCUGAUAACUUGGAUCUCAAGUAGGCUGAACCAGUGGUCACUCGUCGCCAUGUUUCAAGCUAUCUGGACACUACCCUGUUUACUUGCCCUACGGUUCUGGCCUGAUGUGAUCACGAACGCUUGGGGAACGUAUACAGUAGUGACAGUGCUAUUGAGCUACCCUUAUUGCCAUGCGAUCGUCGUUGCGUGGGCUUCUAGAAACGCAAAUAACGUUGGAAAUCGCUCAGUAUCAGCUGCAUUAUACAACAUGUCCGUGCAAGCGGGAGAUAUCGCGGCCUAUUUCAUAUACAGAGAGGACGACAAGCCGAAAUAUCGGAGAGGAAAUACUGAUUUGGUGGCGGUCAACAUCCUUGCCAUAGUGCUGUUUCUGAUGGCAAAAGCAUACUAUGUGUUCCAGAAUCAGAAGAGAGACAAGAUCUGGAAUGCUAUGACAGAACAACAACGGUCGGACUAUAUCAGAGACACUAAGCUGCAAGGAAGCAAAAGAUUGGAUUUCAGGUUUGCGCACUGA